Dentiscutata heterogama is the source of this 607-nucleotide messenger RNA. The record is from the annotation of a GenBank genome assembly. Lineage: Eukaryota; Fungi; Glomeromycota; Glomeromycetes; Diversisporales; Gigasporaceae.
AUGGAUGCCUUUGUGAAUAGAUUUAAAGGGACUACUGCUCUUUGGGCCGACGAAAGUAGUAUGUUCGGUGAUUUCGGCUCUUAUGAUGCUGUUAAAGAAUUCUCUCACCCAGUCUUUAAAAUUCCUGCAUAUCAAAAUGCAAACUGCACCGAUGAAAAAUCUGAUUCUGAGUGUCGUAUUAAAUUUGAACAUGGUACAACUACACUAGCUUUCAAAUUUCAAGGUGGUAUCAUAGUUGCUGUUGAUUCGCGAGCUUCUGCCGGAAGUUACAUUGCUUCACAAACUGUAAAGAAAGUCAUAGAAAUCAAUCCAUACCUUUUAGGAACUAUGGCCGGUGGUGCUGCUGAUUGCCAAUUCUGGGAAAGAGAACUUGGCAGGCAUUGUCGAUUGUACGAAUUGAGAAAUAAAGAACGAAUUUCUAUCGCUGCUGCUUCUAAUCGGUUCAAAAAUGAUGUAUUUUCUGUUGGAUCUGGUUCAACAUUUGCAUAUGGUGUACUGGAUAGUGGAAUAGAUUAUGAAUUGUCUACAAAUGAUGCUAUUGAACUAAGUAGACGUUCAAUUUAUCAUGCUACUUAUAGAGAUGCUGCUUCUGGUGGCUUUGUUAGAA